AAGAGCUAGGGUGAAAGAGGGCAAAUCAGCCAGCGUCUCCUCAUUUUUCAUUCCAGAAACUUCUUAUCAACCAUGGCCCAAAAUCAAAAUCUGGUCGAGUUAACCGAGAAACUAAGCUUGUCUUCUUCGAGCAAGAUAGUGUUAACCAGCUCCGACGGCGAUUCUUUCGAGAUCGACGAAGCAGUGGCUCGCAAAUCCGAGACCAUAGCUGAAAUGCUCGAAGCCGGCUGUGCCGGAGAAAUCCCGCUUCACAACGUCACCGGGGAGAUCCUCGACAAAGUCAUCGACUACUGCAAGACGCACGUCGAAGAAGCUGGUCCGUUUGGAGAAGAAGAAGAAGAAGAAGAAGAGAAAAAGGCGAAGAAGAAAUGGGAUGCGGAGUUCAUGAAAGUAGAUCUUGAAACCAUGUUCGAGCUCAUCCUGGCUGCUAACUAUCUCAACAUCCCAGGCCUUCUCGAUCUUACAUCCCAGGCGGUCGCAGAUCACAUUAAAGACAAAACACCAGAGGAUGUUCGCGAGAUUUUCGGCAUCGAGAACGAUUUCACACCCGAAGAAGAAGAAGCUGUUCGCAAGGAGCACGCUUGGGCUUUUGAAUGAUUCUAGAAUUAAUAAUAAUGUUCUUAGAUCUGUUGUGGAUCUUGAUUUGACUUGGCCUCUUUAGUUUCCAAUGAGUAUGUCUAUCGUCUCUUUAAUUUCAAUGCUUGCAAAAACUCCGCCGGUGGAAGCUAGCUAGGGCUUCGCCGCCGUUUUCAUAAUAGGAUUAGGGUUUUUUCUAAUAAAGAAAAGGUAAUGUGGACCAAGACGACUCAAUAUUUUCAAUCAACUACUAGUUCACAAGCCA
Messenger RNA from Raphanus sativus (radish), 841 nucleotides. Its product is annotated as SKP1-like protein 18. Gene Ontology annotation, molecular function: cullin family protein binding. Bases 73 to 597 code for a protein of 174 amino acids. Lineage: Eukaryota; Viridiplantae; Streptophyta; Magnoliopsida; Brassicales; Brassicaceae. Gene Ontology annotation, cellular component: nucleus; cytoplasm. Gene Ontology annotation, biological process: SCF-dependent proteasomal ubiquitin-dependent protein catabolic process. The transcript has a single exon. The record is from RefSeq and is a predicted model, not a curated record.